AUUGUUUAUAUUUAUUGUGGCUUCUGAGGUACGGAAUUUCCCUCUCCUGCCUUUGUUUCAAUAGGAAAAGAAAAAUGAAGACAGGACAUUUUGAAAUGGUCACCGUGCUGUUGGCACCUAUGAUUCUAAUGGACAUCCUCCAGGUAAAAGCUGAAAUGUUAGGUAUGGCAGAUAAUGCAUUUGAUGAUGAAUACCUGAAAUGUGCUAACCGGAUGGAAAUCAAAUAUGUUCCCCAACUGUUCAAGGAGGAAAAAGCAAGCCUCCAGCUCUUAGAAGACGUGUGGGAAAAUGCAGAAGCCAAGUGGGAAGCUCGGAAGCCUCAGCUCUUUCUCCCUGUGAAUUUCAAGGAUAACUAUGGUAUAGCCCUGAUGGCCUAUAUUUCUGAAGCUCAAGAGCAGUCUUCCUUUUACCGUCUGUUCAAUGAAGCUAUGGAAGUGGCUGGCCAGUCUCGAAAAGAUUAUGUCUAUGGCUUCCAAUUCAAAGCUUUCCAUUUUUACCUGACAAAAGCUCUGCAGUUGCUGAGAAGAUCUUGUGAGAACAGUUACAAAAACGUGGUGUACAGCGUAAGGCUGAAUAGUUCAUUUACAUUUGGAGGGCUGAACCAAGCCCGACUUGGCCAUUUCACCUUGGCAUAUUCAUCCAAACCUCAAGCUGCUGAUGACCAACAUGUUCUGUUAACCAUCAAAACAUGUUUUGGAGUUGCCGUUGAAAAAUUUCUUGAUAAAGAAAGUGAAAGAAUUGUUUUAAUACCUCUGAAUGAGGUUUUUCAUGUGUCACAGGAUGAGGCUGGCAAUAACCUUAUCCUUCAGAGCACAAACAGGACCUGCAGCCACUAUGAGUGUGCGUUUCUAGGUGGACUAAAAACUGAAAGUUGUGUUGAGAACAUGGACUAUUUUCAACCUGUCUACAACCCUGGUGAGGAAAACCAGAAGCUGGAAAACCCUGAAAUGAAAAGCCAGGAAUCCACUGUCUUUCCUGGUAUGAAAAGCCAGGAAGCCACCCAGAUACCUGGAAUGAAAAUUCCAGAAUCUUUUUCACUACCUGGAAUAAAAAUGUUACAACCAGAUGAAAAACCUGCUCCAGGCCCAGCAGUUCCUGUUCCAGGUCCCAAAAGCCAUCCCUCUGCAUCUUCUGGCAAAAUGCUCCUUCCCCGGUGUGGGACAUUCAUCAUUUUAAUCAGUGCUUCUAUAAAUUUCAGUCGCUCUGUAGUCUGAUACAUUCUUUACUUGUACUUUACACUGUACUUGAAAUACAACUACAGGCAUCCCACAGAAAUCAUCAAAAGGAAUGAUGUAUUUUUCACUUGUUGGUCAACAUUCAGUUGAUGAAACGUGAAUUUGUUAUUCACUUAGCAAAUCUGGUAGUAAACCCAGAUAUCAUAGAAUUUGUUUUUCACUUAUUUCUAUAUUAAUUUUAUGAUUGUAAAAAAACUGUAUACUUUUAAAUUCAAUAAAAGACCUUUAAUUUCAGUAGAAUUGCCAAAUACUAAAAUAUCAAUAAUGCUAGUGAUUAACAUGAAUUUAAUUCCUGAAUUAGAAUUUUAAAGGUGUUUUACUCAUCUUUAAAGGAUCAAACUUUGACUUCAAAUAGUAUAUUUUUUCAGUCUCUUUUCCUUCUAUAUAUGAACACUUUGUAUUUUUACAAACACAACAGUUGACUAAGUAGUUCACAUACUUAGUCCUUAACUUGAACCUCAUACUAACCUAGGAAGGCAGACAGUACCUAAUGAAUGUGUGGGCUCAGUAAGAAAGGAGAGUGAGGUAAGUACAGUAAGGCGCUCUUUUCCCCAAGAAAAAGAGUGGUUGAAUGGUAACUGGUUUAGGCGUGGGCUUUGGUAAGGGACACUUGUUUACACUGCCAAUGUUUCAAAAGGAACUGAAGGCCAUUUUCAGAGAUCCAGAAAAACUUCAUGAAGUCUAAACUAGGUGUUAAGGGUUCGGCGUGCUUUAAUUCUACCAUUUACCUCUCCUCAUGUUGAGAAUUUUGAGUGAACUAUCCACAAGAACCAUUAUCCAGUUCACAGAACUUUUAUAAAUUGUGCUGGAGAGCACAACUUAGUCCUGAGGCCAAAGUCUGAUUUCCAUCCAAAUCUAGAAUUUGGUUAUCAUUUGCUUGGCACACAAGUCAGGUACAGACCAGGGCCACUUACCUAUCUAACCAGCUUAUCUAUCUAACCUGCCUUACACAUGCAGUCACCAGCAGAAUUGAAACCUAGGCAGCUAAAUGGACCUGUCUUUAAAAGGCAGACCCUGAGCCCUAUUUAGGGCUUGUGAAAUUAGAAAUUAAGAAUAUGACAGCACGAAAAAUUACAGGCGAGAGGUGAGCAUGGUUAGCCAUCUGUCCAACAGAGAUGUUGCUCUGAGGAGCAAUUCUCAUUUGUUAAAUCACCAAUUCUUCCUACAGUAAGAGGGCGUGCAGAGGGGCAGACUCCUGUCACCUUUGGCUACAGGAUGAGAAAGACAGAGGUGUUAGAAGAAACAGCCCAUGAGCCUUGUUUGUGUGUGCUACACAACCGUUAGCUAGUCUGCAUCUGGACAGAUUGCUCCGGUGGUGUCUCAGAGGGGGCCUCUGGAUACACAGCACACCACCCUCCUUGCCGUCCUCAUAGUAACACAGGGGCAGGGUUCAUAGGCUGUUGAUGACACCUCUCAUCAUCAGCCAAAGCAUGAUGCAGAAAUGCAGAGGGAAAGCAUUCCAAGAGGGGCUAACAUGAUGCAGUGAGAUGUGCCUGUGUAGUCAGAGAAAUGGCUUCAAUUCUCUGGUUUUGAAGAAUCACUAUUGCACAUUACCAUGUCUAAUUUAGAUUUUCCAGUGUUUUCAGAUGCUAAUGAUGUAUUAGAGAUUUCUUUAUCCUAGAUGAUAUAUGAAGUAAUUUCUAUUUGCUGUACAGUGGUCAAAAUACAUCAGUAUUGAGGGUGAAGUGAGAGUCUGUCAGUCGUGUCUAGCUCUUUGCGGUCCUGUGGACUGUAGUCCUUGGAAUUCUCCAGGCCAGAAUACUGGAGGGGGUAGCCUUUCCCUUUUCCAGGGGACCUUCUCAACCCAGGAAUCAAACCCAGGUCUCCCGCAUUGUAGGCAGAUUCUUUACCAGAUGAGCCACAAGGGAAGCCCUUCACCUUGAGGGUGAAGUCAGACUUAAAACCAGGUUAAAACUGAAAUACUUGAGUUGUGAUUAUGAUUUAAUACUUGUAUGAACAUCAGUCAUCUUUCUCCCAGAACCAAAUAAACAAAGCACCAGACAGAAUUAUAUAAAAAGUAAUUAUAAUCAAGAAUUUAUUUGUUUUCAUAUUUUUUAGAAAUAAAGAGGUUUAAAAAACAAAAAAAGGUGCAAAAAUGAUAAAAUGUAAUUCUUCCGUUAUAUCCUAAUUGCUUACGUGUGUUCUGUAAAUUCCAAAUAAGUAAAAUAAUAUAAAAAUAUAUAUUCAAAUCUUUAUAGAAUGAAAAGAAAACCACAUUAAUCAUUAAAUACUCUUGGAUUUUCUUUA
Molecule: messenger RNA, 3482 nt
Organism: Cervus elaphus (red deer)
Lineage: Eukaryota; Metazoa; Chordata; Mammalia; Artiodactyla; Cervidae
Gene: ART3
Product: ADP-ribosyltransferase 3 (inactive)
Exons: 11
Coding region: 75-1214 (379 amino acids)
Molecular function (GO): NAD+-protein-arginine ADP-ribosyltransferase activity; NAD+ poly-ADP-ribosyltransferase activity
Source: RefSeq, a predicted model, not a curated record